UUUGCCCGCUGCUUGCUUCCUGUUAUGCUCCAGUCCUCCGGUGUUCACAGCAGAAAGUAACCGGGAAGUAGAGCGCUUAUUUCAGCCACUGCACACCUCUGAAUGCAGGAUUCAUAUAAAGAUGAAACAGAUGUAACAGAGUAACUCCAGUCUCCACGCCUCUCAAAAAAUGCUCCCCACAAGCUGUGAUGUCCAACUUGAGGCCAAUGGAGACAUAAUUAACCAAAGUUGCAAGGACGAGGAUGAUUCGUGCCACACUUCCACAAUGCCCUCUGGCUGGAUCAGAGAGUCCCCAAGGGCUGAAGUUCCGGUCAAGAGCGUCCCUGCACACUUUCCUUCUAAAAAAUGGAGACGGUGAAUUAGACAUAAACCUUUUUGAUUUCACUGCAUCUAAAGGCGAUGAUGUCAUCACUCCCUCACAAGUGAAACCGAGGGUAAGAAAGAAAAAACAUGCAGAUGGACAGCAGGUGGAUGCAACAGAAAUAUUGGAUCCACCUCCAAAUAAAUCUAAAAGAGCCUCUUCCACCCUCAAAAAGAAAAAUAUCAAGCUCUCAGAGGAUGCUAAACAUAUUAACACUGACAUUGCACUGGAAGAGAUCCCACAUGUAGGAGAAAUACAAGGUGCUCCUUCACCCACAGUGGAUGAUGCCACAGUGCAGAAGAGCCCCCAGCGGGUGGGUCUGCUGAGAGAGAAGCUCCUCAGACUGGCUCCUACCAGUAACCAACAAAAGACUUUAAUUGUUCACAAGCACACACAAGCAGACUCGCAGCCUUCUGUCCCUAGUCUGAAUGUUGAACCUGCCACUGAGAGCGAGAACGAGGGUGAGGAUGAACGCGACAGAGAUGAGAUACAGAUUCACAGAAAAGGUGACAACGAGCCUAAUUCUGAGCAGGAGACUGUGGAAGAGGAGGUGUUAUUACCUGACAUCACUAGUGGGGGCUGCACAAGAGUGAGAGAAUCCCAGAAUAAGUCUAAGAGCAUGAAAGACAAACGGAAAACAAGCCCGUAUUUCAGCAGAAAACUCACCAAAGAUGUCCUGAGCCCACCCAGGAGGAAGGUCUUCAAGAAGUGGACACCCCCUCGCUCACCCUACAACCUCGUACAGGAAACCCUUUUCCACGACCCCUGGAAGCUCCUGGUGGCCACCAUUUUUCUGAAUAAGACAAGCGGUAAGAUGGCCAUACCACUACUGUGGCAGUUCUUUGAGCGAUAUCCGUCUGCACAGGUGAUCCGGGAGGCUGACUGGAAGCCCAUGUCUGAGCUCAUGAUGCCCCUGGGCCUAUAUGAGCUUAGAGCCAAAACACUCAUCCGCUUCUCAGAUGAAUAUCUAACAAAACAGUGGCGUUACCCCAUCGAGCUGCAUGGUAUUGGGAAGUAUGGAAACGACUCCUACAGGAUCUUCUGUGUGGGAGAGUGGAGACAGGUGACACCUCAAGAUCACAAGUUAAACAAAUACCAUGCCUGGCUGUGGGAGAACCAUGAAACACUCGGAAUCUGAAAGUACAAAGAACUACAAGGAAGAUUUGUUGUGGCUCAGACAAGAAAAUCAGUUAUAACACUGCUGUUAUCUAACAAUUAGUAUUAUGUUGAACUUGCAAAGUUAAAUCUAAUUGAUUUAAAUUAUGCAGAGACACUCUCCAAAUGUUGAAAAAGUUUUACUCAACGUGUAAUAAAAUGUUUUAAAUGGUUU
This is a messenger RNA of Larimichthys crocea (large yellow croaker), 1691 nucleotides long. RefSeq names its product methyl-CpG binding domain protein 4 (gene mbd4). Gene Ontology annotation, biological process: DNA repair. The record is from RefSeq and is a predicted model, not a curated record. NCBI's taxonomy places the organism in Eukaryota, Metazoa, Chordata, Actinopteri, Sciaenidae. Gene Ontology annotation, cellular component: nucleus. Gene Ontology annotation, molecular function: pyrimidine-specific mismatch base pair DNA N-glycosylase activity; DNA binding. Bases 243 to 1499 code for a protein of 418 amino acids. The transcript is spliced from 8 exons.